AUGGAAAAAGGUUUAGCAAUCACUUAUGGCGAAGUAGGCACAAAAAAGAAAAGGAGACAUCAGAAGAGCACGUUUGAUCAUAUCAAAUCAUCAAAUCAAUCAGACAUCAGAAGUCUGAUCGUUUGUUUGACAAAUCCACCGAAAAACAAGGAGAAAAUCCAAGAAUACGAUGGAGACACAACUGACAAGAGCGAUUCCGAGUUUCUAUUUAACAUCACGCCAACACUCUCAUUUUAUGGUGAAGACGUAUUGAAUCUUAUGAACAUUUCUUUGGCUGAAAGAAUGAAGUGCAAACACAAGAAAGGACAAAAACGAAAAAUUGUGUUUUUGCAAAGUGACGUUGAUGGAAGUUUGGCUGCAUGCCCGGAUUGGAACUGCGAACUCAGUAGAAGUUCAUCUGCUUUGGAAACCGCCGAUGCAAUUAUUGUUUCUACGUAUACCAAGAUAAAACUACGACCAAACCAAUAUCUUGUUUUCUACAGUCAGGAAUCUCCAAGUUCAAAUCCGUUUGGCGGUGAGAAAAACUGGUGUAAUAUGACUAUUGGAUUUCGACAGGACUCUCCCGUAUCUUCUCCUUACGGAUACACUGUACUGAAUGUCGAGCAGAUUGAGAAGAAAACAAAAGGAGCUGCAUGGUUUGUAUCAAACUGUGGAGCAUCAAGUGGUAGAGAAUCAUACGUAGAUCAACUGAAAACGCUGUUUCCCGUUGACAUAUACGGCCAAUGCGGAAAUCUCAGAUGUGAGCAUAAUGACCCUUGCGAAAACGUCUUGGACACUGAUUAUCACUUCUAUCUUGCGUUUGAGAAUUCGAUUUGUAAAGAUUAUGUUACGGAGAAGUUAUGGAAGCAUGGAUAUCAACAUGAAAUCGUUCCUAUUGUGCUGAAAAGGUCUCUACUAGACUCAAUAGUGCCACCAAAUUCAUUCAUUGCUGUCGAUGAUUUUGAUACUGUUACGGAGCUUGCAGCUUACCUCAGUUAUCUCAUGAAGAACAAAACAGCAUACAUACAAUAUUUCCAAUGGAAGUUGAGUUAUCGCGUUGUAUUCCUUGACGGAGCAAAUCAUAAUGCAUUAGAGCGACCUUGGGGAUUUUGUCAGCUGUGCCGACUUCUCUGGGAAGAACCACGAGAAAAAUUUGUUAUUGAAGAUUUUUCAAAUUAUUGGGACAAUUCGUGUGACAAUAAUUAUCUGAGAGCCUUCAAAAGUGUGAAAGGGAAGCUAGGAAUUACAAAAAAAGUGCCCUGA
This is a messenger RNA of Cylicocyclus nassatus, 1242 nucleotides long. NCBI's taxonomy places the organism in Eukaryota, Metazoa, Nematoda, Chromadorea, Rhabditida, Strongylidae. The record is from the annotation of a GenBank genome assembly.